UAGCAGGAAGCAUGCCGAGGUCAGGAUGGAAAGACCUCUCUGCAUGUUGUCAGCGCUGCUCUCCCUCCUUCGUGCCUCCUGACCGCUCCAAUCCUGUAGCCUCCAAGUAGGAAGCACAAGGAACAUAACAAAAUGUGAAAAAAGUAAAAGGGUGUGAAGACUUUCUAACUGCACUUUAAUGGGUUUCCGGCGAGUCUCUGGUCUGGAUAUAAUGGGCAUUUGGCUUCGCCAUUAUCGGAGUGACCGGUGGCUGUGCUGGUCACAUGGGGUGCGGCAGCUGUAAACCCUGCCAUGUCAUAUGAAGGCUCUGCUCAUUUCUUCAAACUAGAAGAGGAUAUCACCUGCUCCAUCUGCCUCCAGGAGCUCAGUGACCCGGUUUAUAUCACCUGCGAGCACACCCUGCAUCUCUUCCUACUGGGCCACCCCACAACCCCAAGGUCAUCGAUGUCCAGAAUGCAGGAAAGUCUGUCCUAGAGACCAGCUUAUACGUGCCUACAGCCUACAGCACUUGGUGUCCAAGGGUCAGCUGGUUCUCAAAGAAUAGAAGUCCAAAAUGGAUUUCACACGUCCCAUCCAGUUGGUCUCCACUGAUGCAACAUGCAAGAUGUGGUUGGAUGAAUCCGCUGUGGACAGAUGCUUUUUGGACAGUGAGAUCUCCGAUUACCCCCUGUGCCUCAUCUGUGUGAUCGGAGAGAAGAGAGGAGGAAAAUCCACCUUGCUGAAUUAUAUUCUGAGAGCUCUUCAUAGACUGGAGAAGGGUCAGCCGGUCAGCCUGGGGGAAGACGAUGAGGCCCUCAAGGGCUUUGAUUGGAGAUCUGGGACAAACAGUGUCACCAAAGGGAUAUGGAUUUGGGGUAGACCAUUCAUCCUGGAGAGGAACAGAGAGAAGAUGGCCGUGUUUGUUCUGGACACAGAGGGGUCACUGGACAUUGAGAGUGAUCGAGAGACCUGUAUCAAGCUGUCCGCCCUGUCCAUGCUCCUCAGCUCCUACCUGAUCUUCAACAUAAGCGGAAGCUUGAAAACCACAGAGCUGGAUCACCUCGAGAUGUAUCUCCACAUCUCAGAGCUGACCAGGGAAUCAUUUUCUCUUCAAUAUCUACAGCACUUGAAUAUUCUGGUUCGUGACUGGCAGGGCGACGACAACUGCGGACGAGAAGCUGCUAAAUCCUACAUGGAGCAAGAGACUGAGAAAUUAUGGAAAAGUGCAAAAAACCACCGUGUGCUGGAGACUCUGCGCAGUCCAUCCGCCAGCGGCUUCCUUCUGCCUCACCCAGGGAAAAAAUUCCUGAAAUCGAGUCAGGGGCAGCUUUCAGACAUGGAUGGCGACUUCAGGGAUCACCUGACAACGUACGUCUCAGACCUCGUGGUAGAAGUUUGGCUCCACCGUAAAACUAACGUCCACGGCGAGAGGAUCACAUGUGGUCAUUUGGGUCAAACUCUAAAGGAUUUUGUCGGCACUUUGCAGAGAGAACACUUCAACUUUGCUUCCCCAGUAGAGAUGUUCUACUCAUUUCAAAACCAUAAAAACACGACAAACACAGAAAAGAAAUUCCAGGAUUUCGUGGAAAAAGAGGCUUCGACCUCUUCUCCUUUGAAGAUCUUGGAAGUUAUGCCCUCUAAGAUGAGGGAGAAGGUCAGUGAGGAGGCAUCUCGUCUUCUGGUUGAGUAUGGGCAGAGUCUGAGAGGUAGCGAUCUGGCAGCAAAGCAGAAGCUCAGGGAAGAGAUGAAGGCGCUUUUAGACCAAGAAGUGGAAAAAUUCUGUGCGGACUACUUCGCUCGCUUUAAAAUGUGUGCGGUGGGGAUCGGGUGCGUGGUAGGUGGCGGGGUCCUCAGCUUUGCUGGAGGCAUUGUGGGAGCAGCUGUGGUUGGAGCAGGCCUGACUGCAGAGAGCGCGUUCUUACUGGGCAGUACGGCUGUCGGCAUAGUCACCAGGGCACUUGGAGGGUCUGAAACACUACAGGCCAUCGGAACUGAGGUCAUAGCCGGCGUAGGGAGGGCUAUAAGACAUAAAGAGAAGAAGAAAGAUCUGGGGAAACGGGCAAUAACGAUGGGGCAACAGAAGACACCCAACAGCUGAUGAAGAAGCCAAAGUGAACAAUCACUCCCAUCAUAGCAGCUGUAGGCACCAGAAACAACAGACAUGGCCCAGAGGUUCCGACUCUACUACAGGUUUUAUGGACCGUUGUGGCCCCGUCAUUUAUCUUACAUUGGACCCCAAUCUUUUAUGAUUUCCCUGGAUACAAUGGUCUGGUGUUCUUUUUUAUGUGGGGGCGCUCUACAGAUUUAUGUAUGCACUUAAUACAUUUAAGCCGGGCCAUGAGAUAACUCCACAAGAGGUAACAGAACAUUGGCUGGCGCUAGAGAUUCCCACCAAUGACGCCUCCGGGGGCAGCGGAGCGUGCAUCACAUGACCAUGCAGCUUCCAUUGACUUGGAUUCAGAGUAACUGUACUUGUGUGAUCACAUCUUAACCAAACGGGGGGCUGAUGACCUCGUUCUCAAGGCCGGGGGGUCCUCGGCUCCAAAAUAAGAGAUAUUUAUUAUAUCCACAUAUAUCAAAACCAUAAAAAAUAAACAAAUAAAAAGUAUGAAAAUAUAAAAUAUUAAAUGUUAAAAAACUUUGCACAUACGAUGUAGCGUCCACCUGGGUAGCCCGCUAGAAACAGUGGUAAGCUGUAAGGGGAGACAGGUAUGCACAACAUAAAACGUGAACAAAUGAGUAAUAUCCAGGAAGAUGUGCCUCUAACAUGUAUAACCUAUCUUCUAUAAUACAUGUCAAAGGAAAAAAAUGAAAAAAUGGGGAACAAUGUUCAAUCAUCAUUCGUAUCUUUCAGAAAUUCACUACAUCGUAUGUGCAGUUUUAUAACAUUUAAUAUUUUGUGUUUGCAUACUUAUAAUAUAUAAUAAAUAUCUCUUAUUUUGAUACUUAUUUGUCUUGGAUACGUUCCUGGGUGAUUAAGUGCCUGUUAUUAUAUUCAUUUUUCAUUUUCUGUACAGUAAAGUACUAGAUACAAAUAAAAUGAUGUAAUAUUGAAUCAAAAUUGCUUCACUCUAAUUACAGAU
This is a messenger RNA of Bufo gargarizans (Asiatic toad), 3062 nucleotides long. Its product is annotated as RING finger protein 112-like. The transcript has 15 exons. Gene Ontology annotation, biological process: protein homooligomerization; endoplasmic reticulum organization. Gene Ontology annotation, molecular function: GTPase activity; GTP binding. The coding region runs from base 554 to 2077 and encodes 507 amino acids. The record is from RefSeq and is a predicted model, not a curated record. Lineage: Eukaryota; Metazoa; Chordata; Amphibia; Anura; Bufonidae.